Molecule: messenger RNA, 2240 nt
Organism: Engraulis encrasicolus (European anchovy)
Lineage: Eukaryota; Metazoa; Chordata; Actinopteri; Clupeiformes; Engraulidae
Gene: rcc1l
Product: RCC1 like
Exons: 12
Coding region: 171-1535 (454 amino acids)
Biological process (GO): positive regulation of mitochondrial translation
Cellular component (GO): mitochondrial inner membrane
Molecular function (GO): guanyl-nucleotide exchange factor activity; rRNA binding
Source: RefSeq, a predicted model, not a curated record
ACGUGUGACUGUCAUGGUUGCCUCCAUGAUGAACAUGGCACCGAUAUGUUAUUCAAUCAAAUAUCAGUAUUCACAAAUAUUUGCCACAUUAUUCAACCAAGUGUAGUUGGACAUAAGAAGACUACACCAUCUCCGUCGUGAGUGUAUUUGUCAACAUUACUAACAGAGCAAUGGCACUGGUGUGCAUACGUCUGGUUGUGCGGCAAAGAUGUCCCGUGCUCAGCCGGGGAUACGCCACACCAAGCAGUGCCCCAAGGAGGAGGGAGACAAAAUCAGACAAGCCAGUCUUCCAGUACGUCGGUGACCACAGAAAACCAAAAGACAAAGUUUUCGUGUGGGGAUUUAGUUUCACCGGAGCGUUAGGUGUACCCAGCUUUGUAGUCCCUGACAGUGGAAGGAAAAGGCCCAGAAAGUACCAACUGACACCUUACCGUUUAGACACAGCAGAGAAGAUCUCAUCAGCUGCUUGUGGAUACGGCUUCACAUUGCUGGCAUCCUCCACAUCAGAUGUCUUGAAACUAUGGGGAAUGGGUUUAAACACUGACUCUCAGCUUGGAUAUCAGCGUACUCAACAUGAUAAAGAUAAAAGUUAUGAGUAUGUGCUGGAGCCUUCACCUGUGUCUCUGCCGCUGGCCAAGCCCCAAGAGACGCGCAUCGUCCAAGUAUCCUGUGGGCGAGCUCACUCUCUAGUACUGACGGAUUCAGAAGGAGUGUUUAGCAUGGGAAAUAAUGCAUACGGGCAGUGUGGACGACAGAUUGUUGAAGACGAAGUUUAUGGUGGCAGCCAUAUUGUACAUAAAAUCGAGGGCUUUGACAGUAAAAUCACCCAGGUGGCCUGUGGGCAGGACCACAGUCUCUUCCUGGCGGAGAGCGGGGCGGUGUACGCCUGUGGCUGGGGAGCAGAUGGACAAACAGGUAGCUACAGAGGUCUUGGCCACUACAACAAAUCCCCGUGUCCAGUGACGCUCACGGGUGACCUUGAAGGGUUGAAGGUCCAGCAGGUGACCACUUACGGGGACUGCAGUCUCGCCGUGUCAGAGGACGGACACCUCUUCGGCUGGGGCAACUCUGAAUACCUGCAGCUGGCCUCUGUCACAGAGGGCACGCAGAUAAGCUCUCCUCGGCAGCUUCCUCUCCAGGGGGUCGGCAGAGUGCAGCAGGCCGCUUGUGGGGGAACGCAGGUGGCCAUACUCAAUGAUGAGGGUGAAGUGUUUGUGUGGGGUUUUGGCAUUCUUGGAAAGGGUCCCAAUCUGUCAGAGACCUCCACCCCCGAGAAGCUUCCACAGACCCUCUUUGGCCAAUCAGAGUACAACCCUGAUGUGAGGGUGACCCGCAUCCAUUGUGGACUGAACCAUUUCGCUGCCAUUACAAACCUUGGUGAACUUUUUGUGUGGGGUAAGAACGUCAGAGGAUGUUUGGGCAUCGGAAGGCCAGAUGAUCAGUAUUUUCCAUGGCGGGUGACGGUGCCGGGCCGUGUUGUGGAUGUAGCAUGUGGUGUGGACCACAUGGUGGCCAUGGUGAAGUCUUUGAUCUGACGGAGGACACAUGGACAGAGACCUCGGAUGUUAUCCCUCUCCAUCGCUCCUGGAUCUUUUUUUUUUGUUUCGUUUUGGUAUGCUUUGUGCACACCCUUCGUCAAGCAAAGAGGGGGGUGGCAUACCAGACAAUAUUACCUCUCUCGACAUCCGUCCAUCUGGAGGUGGAGCUGGUGAAACGUCACGUUGUUUGGACAUUUUGGGAAACAAACACAGCUUGGACCGCAUUUGGAAAAUUACAGUGGCAGACAUAUCAGUGAGGACCGCUUAUACAGAGCUGUGGAGAAUAAUUGGGAACAUUGUUUUGGGGGAGCUUGUUAUUCCCUGAAUCAUGUGAGGAAAAUAUGUAGAAAAUUAAUGUCAGUUACACAACUCGUUUUAUAAUGUGUUCAAUGAUUAAGUUAUAAAUAAAUUAUAUUGUUAUGGAUGUAUAAAUAAUUUGUUGCGUGUGAUAAGCAGAAACAUUAUUCAUUGCCAUCUUGGCUUCUUGACAUAAUCACCGCUUCUGUGAUGCUACCUUACAUACAUGUGAAUGUUUGUGGUAGAACAACCACAUCAAUGUUGAAGGUGUUGUUUUCUUUUUAAUUCCAACCCCAAAGGUUCCUUUUGCCCUUAAAUGUGCACAUAAUGAUAAAGCAAAAUGUUUCUGGUUAUAAGGUUACUUUCCUUAGGGAAGCCUUAAUCCCUACUUCAGUCUGAGCCCCA